AAAAAAAAAAGUUAACCCAAAAAAAAAAAAGUUCUGAAAAUGCUAAAACCAUAAAAAAGACAAACCUUCUUCGUCGCUUUAGCUCUGGCAGUUUGGACUGAAGAUUUUCCCCCAGAUGACAUCCUCACCGUCGAUUCAUCUCAUCCUAAUCUUCGUAUCCCUCCCUCUGUUCCUGGCCGUUCGAUCUGAUCAUCCAUGGGAACUCAGGCUGCCGACAACGACGACGCCGGUGAGGAAUCUUGCGGUGCGGAAGGGUGCACCGUUCAGAAUCGCGAUCUUCGCGGAUCUCCACUUCGGUGAGGACGCGUGGACGGACUGGGGCCCACGUCAGGACGUUAACUCCGUCAAUGUUAUGUCCGACGUUCUCGACGCCGAAACCCCAGAUAUGGUGGUGUAUCUAGGAGAUGUAAUAACAGCAAACAAUAUACCGACAAAGAACGCGAGCUCGUAUUGGGACAAAGCUUUGGAUCCGACGAGACAGAGAGGGAUUCCAUGGGCCACCCUCUUCGGUAACCACGACGACGCUCCUUUCGAAUGGCCUUUGGACUGGUUUUCAUCCUCCGGUCUUCCUCCCCUUCGCUGUCACGACCCGAAUUCAUCGACCACCGGUUGUGAAGAAGUUGCGUGUGCGUUCAAAGGAACAACGCGUGUGGAUUUGAUGGAACAUGAAGUUGCAGAAUCCAACAACACACUGUCAUACUCCAUGAACGGUCCGAAAGAGCUUUGGCCAAGCGUCUCCAACUACGUCCAUGUGAUCACAUCAUCCAACCAUCCGAAGUCACCCGUGGCAUUUCUCUACUUUCUUGAUUCCGGUGGUGGAUCGUACCCUGAAGUCAUCUCAAAUGCUCAAGCCGAAUGGUUCAGACGCAAGUCCAACGAGCUAAAUCCCGAUUCACGGGUUCCGGAGUUGAUCUUUUGGCACAUACCGAGUAAGGCUUUCAAUGAAGUGGCUCCACGGCUAUGGAUAAGAAAGCCAUGUGUUGGAUCCAUUAACAAGGAGAGAGUUGCAGCCCAAGAAUCCGAAAUGGGCAUCAUGAAAAUCCUCCAAGACAGAUCCUCUGUUAAGGCGGUGUUUGUAGGUCACAACCAUGGACUUGACUGGUGUUGUCCGUACAAGGACAAGCUCUGGCUUUGCUUUGCAAGACACACUGGUUAUGGCGGAUAUGGCAACUGGGCAAGAGGAUCAAGGAUCUUGGAGAUUACGGAAAUGCCCUUCACCCUUAGAUCCUGGAUUAGGAUGGAGGAUGGUUCUGUACAUAGUGAAGUCAUAUUGAGUUCUUGAGUCACACUGGUCGGUCCAUAUAAUUUCAUUUUCUCAAUUAUUAGUUUCUUUUAUAAGAUAACAUCAUGCAAACUAAAGAUGGUCUGUGGUCAAUCCAUAUAUCACUGAAUCUCUAAAGGGAAAGAUGAGAUCCUUGAGCACGCCGAGGCAACGUGUAGAGUUCAUGCAUGGAUUCUUGGUUUGUUAACAUGAAUCGUCGUUGUCCGAAGAGGGUUGUCCAUAAGCAUUUGAAGCUCUCUGAUUGUGAUU
Molecule: messenger RNA, 1531 nt
Organism: Tarenaya hassleriana
Lineage: Eukaryota; Viridiplantae; Streptophyta; Magnoliopsida; Brassicales; Cleomaceae
Product: probable inactive purple acid phosphatase 16
Exons: 5
Coding region: 116-1282 (388 amino acids)
Cellular component (GO): cytoplasm
Molecular function (GO): hydrolase activity, acting on ester bonds
Source: RefSeq, a predicted model, not a curated record